UACCUUUUAUUCUAGUGAUUAGGAAUCUGCUUUUAAUACUGAAAGUUUAUUAAAUCACUAUCUCUGUCGUUGAAUUUUGCAGCACUGAGGGAGCUCUUCCGAGCCGAAGCCGACAACUAUGCAUCUGAAUUCUCUUCUUCAAAAUCAUCAAUAAAAAAAAGGCAUUGAAAUAUGCAGCAUAGAUUAUCAUCUGUUCCUAUCUUUGUGAAGAAGUUACAUGACCUUGCAGGUUAAUCCUGUUGUGGUAGCCAAAAUUCUCAUUCUGUUUCACCUUGCCUUUUUUUUUAAGCAGGCCUAGACUAGGCUUUCCAGGAGUCUGCAUGGGCUUGAUUGUGAGCCCCGAUGCGCCUGGACAUGGGUUCAAGCCCCCGUGGCCUUUUUUUUUAAUAGUAAAAAUGGAGUGAUAACAAUUGCUGAAAACGCUAAAUCUCAGUACCCUCGGUUGAUGUUUCUUUACUUUGUAUUUUAGUAGUUAUCUAGGGCCAUGAAGGCGUCCAAAUUAGGAAAAAAAUUUACUGUUUGGGAUUUGUAGUUUUCCUAGUUGAAUUAGGAUUAGUUUUCCUAUUUAGUUUAGGAUUCCUGUUCUAUCUAGGACUUUUUUGCAUUAUUUAAGAAACCUACAAGAGCUAUACUAUUCACUCUUGAUUCUUGAGGAUAAAAUUCAGAGCAUUUUUUCUCUAUUUGUGUAGUUUCUAAAAAGCUUUCGAUAUUACUUCUUAUUUCAUAGUUACUUCCCUGAAGAGACAAUAACAUCACUUGAACUUACAAGUAGCCGGGGGUAAUCUUUCUUUUGUAAAUUAUUAUACUCUUUGUUGCCAAAUUGUCCCAAUGGAACCAAUAUCACAGCUUGUUUCAGGGGCUGCUUUGGGAGUUGCCCUUCAACUGCUAAGUGAUUCGAUUAUGCGUGCAGUAACUACAGCCUCCAGCUUCAAAUUUAAGCUACGGCUUCUCCAGGCAACCGUCAGGAUCUUGAUCACAAGAUUCAAAGUUAUCAGAGAAGAACAACAGCAGUUUCCAGGAGCAGAAGCUCAGAGAUUGUGUGAAUUGUUGGCGAGAGGGAGUCAUCUUAUUUCUAAAUGCUCAAGAAUCUCACAAUGGAAUUAUUUCAAGAUGAGAAGAUACGAGAAAAGAAUUGAUGAGCUUGAUGAAUCUCUCAAACAUCUUUUAACGUUGAAUUUUCAGCUUUUGCAAUAUGAGAACAUGCGGAAACUUUUGACAGGGGUUAAUGAAAUGAGUAAGAAAUUGGUGGAUCAUGGAGAUGAGUUGCCCAAGCCUAGCCAUGUCGUACCUUUAAACGAUCAAGAAAACUCGUGGUACUCUCGGACUUCAAGCCACAGACAGCCAUCAAAACCAAGAUUUAGAAUGAGUUAUCAAAGAAGCGAAAAGAUUACCAAGUUUGGGUUUAGUUUCUGACAAACUAACUGGGAUUUUACUUUUUUGCAAGUCAAUUACUGUUAAAAUUGUAAAGAAGUAAUUUUUAGUGGAAA
Populus trichocarpa (black cottonwood) is the source of this 1487-nucleotide messenger RNA. RefSeq names its product RPW8-like protein 3. The coding region runs from base 829 to 1413 and encodes 194 amino acids. The record is from RefSeq and is a predicted model, not a curated record. Gene Ontology annotation, biological process: defense response to fungus. NCBI's taxonomy places the organism in Eukaryota, Viridiplantae, Streptophyta, Magnoliopsida, Malpighiales, Salicaceae. The transcript has a single exon.